AUGAGUCUGUGGACUAACGCCUCCUCCGCGGAGCCGGCCCCCGGGACGCUGGCCCCCGGGACGCCGGCCCCUCCGCCGGGCUCCAGCCUGCCCUCGACCCGCAGCCCCGGCUCCGAGCUGGACCUGGGCCGGGCGGUGCCGGUGGGCGUCCUGCUCGCCUCCUUCAUCCUCUUCGCCAUCGUCGGGAACGUGCUCGUCAUCCUGGCGGUGGUUUGUAACCGACACCUGCGGAUCCCCACCAACUACUUCAUCAUCAACCUGGCCAUCGCGGACCUGCUGCUGGGAACCACCGUGCUGCCGGUGUCCGCCACGCUGGAGGUUUUAGAUUCCUGGGUGUUUGGUCGGAUCUUCUGUGACAUCUGGGCGGCGGUGGACGUGCUAUGCUGCACGGCGUCCAUCAUGUCCCUGUGCGCCAUCUCCAUCGAUCGCUACAUCGGCGUUCGAUACCCGCUGCAGUACCCGAUGAUCGUCACAGAGAAGCGGGCGCUGCUCGCCAUGCUGGGCGUGUGGGUCCUCUCCAUCGUCAUCUCCAUCGGGCCGCUGCUGGGCUGGAAGCAGCCGCCGUCACAGGAUGACUCCAAGUGUCAGAUCACUGAGGAGCCGUUCUACACCCUCUUCUCCUCGCUCGGCUCCUUCUACAUCCCCCUGGCUGUCAUCCUCGCCAUGUACUGCCGCGUCUACAUCGUGGCCAAGCGCACCACCAAGAACCUGGAGGCCGGCGUGAUGAAGGAGCGCCAGGACUCCAACGAGCUCACGCUGAGGAUCCACUGCAGGAACCAGCAGAACCACGAGCUCUGCCCCGGCGCCUCGGCCGGGCGCAGCUCGCUGUCCGUCAAACUGCUCAAGUUCUCCAGAGAGAAGAAAGCAGCCAAGACGCUGGGCGUGGUGGUCGGCAUGUUCAUCCUCUGCUGGCUGCCCUUCUUCCUCGUCCUGCCCAUCGGCUCGUUCAACAGCAGCCUGCGUCCUUCUGAAACCUUCUUUAAAGUUAUUUUCUGGUUGGGAUACUUCAACAGCUGUUUGAACCCGAUCAUCUACCCCUGCUACAGCCGUGAGUUCAAACAGGCCUUCAUCCGGAUCCUCCGCUGCCACUGGAAGAGGAAGCGUCAGGGCUGGCAGGCGUACUACAACUACCGCAGCAAUCAGGGCUCCAACACCUCGUCCUUCCUGAACGGCAGCCAGCAGACGCUGUCCUCCGUCAGCCGCAGUCCUCGCUGCGUCGCCUCCAGGCUCCGCCCACCGCGCUGGCCCUCCUCCCCCAGCCGAGACCGCCUCCCCGGGUCGGCGGGCGCAGGACGGGCCUGUGUCCCCGGCCAUGUGUCCCCGCUUGCUAAGGAUGCUGGGAGGGCAGGGCGGAGGACCAACCUGUGA
Limanda limanda (common dab) is the source of this 1368-nucleotide messenger RNA. RefSeq names its product alpha-1A adrenergic receptor-like. Gene Ontology annotation, biological process: positive regulation of cytosolic calcium ion concentration; phospholipase C-activating G protein-coupled receptor signaling pathway; cell-cell signaling. Bases 1 to 1368 code for a protein of 455 amino acids. Gene Ontology annotation, cellular component: membrane. NCBI's taxonomy places the organism in Eukaryota, Metazoa, Chordata, Actinopteri, Pleuronectiformes, Pleuronectidae. Gene Ontology annotation, molecular function: alpha1-adrenergic receptor activity. The record is from RefSeq and is a predicted model, not a curated record. The transcript has 5 exons.